AUGCUUGUUUUUGAUGAGUUCUUCCUUGUCCUACAGCUCUGCUUUCUCAAGACUCUGCCCUUCUCAAGGAGCCAACAGGAGGAAGAGGCAAUGGCUCCUGUGCUCCUGGCGGCCAGCUCCCAGGAACCGUUGACAUUCGAGGAUGUGGCUGUGGAUUUCAGCCAAGAUGAGUGGAGGCAGCUGAACCUGGCUCAGAGACACCUGUACAGGGAUGUGAUGCUGGAGAACUAUAUGAACCUGGUCUCCCUGGAACUUCUGGUUUUUCAGCCAGAUGUAUUCUCCCAGUUGCAGAGGGGCGAAGUCCCUAGGAUACCAGAGGGAGGCAUUCCAAGAGGCACUUGCCCAGAUUUCCUUACUCAAGAAAAAAGGCAUGAUACCAUGGAGUCAGUUGCAAAGGAAGAUGUUUUUAUGGGAAUGUCAUCUAAGAAAAGACACAAUGGUCCUUGGGGUUACCAAUUGAGAGAAGACUGGGAAUGUGAUGUCAGGCUACAGAGGCAAAAGAACAACAAAGAGAGAAAAUCCAGACAAGUGACAAUCACUCAUAAAUCUAAUACAUUUGGGAAAAAUUUCAGUCUAGGUUUAAUUCUUAUUCCACAACAGAAAACUGCAGAGGGAAAAAGUCUCUCCAAAUGUGGUAUACAUGUAAAGAGCUCCCAGCAGUAUUUAAACAUUCUUAAAUGUGAUAAAAUUUCUGGUAAGGAGCUUUGGAAAUCCGCUAAAUCCAGGAAGUCCUUUAGUUACCAUACAGACCUUAUUCAAUAUCACAAAAGACUUAGUGAAGAAAAACCAUAUGAAUGUAAUGAAUGUGGGAAAUCCUUCAGCAACAGGUCAUGCCUUAGAGGACAUCAGAGAAUUCAUACUGGGAAGAAAUCCUUUGUAUGCUCUGAAUGUGGAAAAGUCUUUUUAGAGAGGGGAAAACUUACCACACAUGAAAGAAUUCAUUCUGGAGAGAAACCCUUUGAAUUCAAUGAGUGCAGAGGAGCAUGUAGGACCCCAUGUAGUGAAUGUGGAAAGUCUUUCCGACAAAGCUCAUCAUUUAGAAGGCAUCAGAUAAUUCAUACUGGAGAGAAACCUUUUGUGUGUAAUCUCUGUGGGAAAGCCUUCAUAGAGAGUGGAAAAUUCAUGGCUCACAAAAGAAUUCAUACAGGAGAGAAACCCUUUGAAUGUAAUGUGUGUGGUAAGGCCUUCAUUCAUAGCUCAUCUCUUAGGUAUCAUUGGAGACUUCAUACUGGAGAUAAACAGUAUCGGUGUAAUGAAUGUCAGAAAUGCUUUAGUGCAAGCUCAUCACUUAAGAAGCAUCAGCUAAUUCAUACUGGGGAGAAACCCUUUGCAUGUAAAGAAUGUGGGAAAACAUUCAUAGAGAGAGGAAAACUUAAUGAACAUAAGAAAAUUCAUACUGGAGAUAAACCUUUUGUGUGCAGUGAGUGUGGGAAAUCCUUCCUGGAGAGAGGGAAACUUACUGAACACAAGAGAAUUCAUUCUGGAGAGAAACCCUUUGAAUGUGAUGAAUGUGGGAAGGCCUUCAGCCACUAUUCAUCUCUUAAAUAUCACUGGAAACUUCAUACUGGAGAUAAACAAUGUGAAUGUAAUGAAUGUGGGAAAUCCUUCAGUACAAGCUCAGCACUUAGGAAACAUCAGAGAAUUCACACUGGAGAGAAGCCCUUUUCCUGUAAUGAAUGUGGGAAAGCCUUCUUAGAGAGAGGAAGACUUUCUGAACAUAAGAGACUUCAUACUGGAGAGAAACCCUUUGAAUGUAAGGAAUGUGGAAAGGCCUUCAGCAAAAGCUCAUUACUUAGGAGGCAUCAGUUAAUUCAUAGUGGAGAGAAACCCUUUGAAUGUAAUGAGUGUGGAAAAGCCUUUAUAGGGAGAGCAAGACUUAAUGAACAUCAAAGAAUUCAUACAGGAGAGAAACCCUUUGAAUGUAAUGAAUGUGGGAAGGCCUUCAGCAACAGCUCAUCUCUGAGAGUUCAUUGGAAACUUCAUACUGGAGAGAAAUAUAAAUGUAAUGAAUGUGGGAAGGCUUUCAGUAGAAGCUCAUCAUUUAGGAAACAUCAGAGAAUUCAUACUGGAGAGAAACCCUUUGUAUGCAGUGAAUGUGGAAAAGCCUUUCUAGACAAGGGGAAUCUCACUGCACAUCAGAGAAUCCAUACUGGAGAAAAACCCUUUGAAUGUAAUGAAUGUGGAAAAGCAUUUAGCUAUACUGCAAGUCUUCUUGAACAUAUGAGAAUUCAUACUGGAGAGAAACCAUUUGAUUGUGAUGAAUGUGGAAAAACCUUUCGCCACAGAAAAGGUCUUACUGCUCAUAAGAGAGUUCACACAAAAGAAAAACCUUUUGAAUGUGAUAAAUGUGGGAAAACCUUCAGUAACAGGUCAAACCUUACAUUGCAUUGGAGACGUCAUACAGGAGAGAAACCCUUUGAAUGUAAUGAAUGUGGAAAAGCUUUCAGCAAUAGCUCAAACCUUAGGAAACAUGGAAGACUUCAUGCUGUUGAAAAACCCUUUGUAAUGAGUGUGGGAAAGUCUUCAGAGAGAAGAUAAAGAUUACAUAAGAAAAUCUGUACUAGUGAGAAAACUUUCCAGUGAAAUGAGUAUGGAAGAGCCUUUGCCUAUCCAACAGAUCUUGACUGAACAUAAAAAAAAAUUCAUAUUGGAUUAAAACCCAUACCAGGUAAUAAAUAUGGAAAAUCUAUCACAACUCAUCCCUCAGGAGUCAUAAGAAGCACACUGCAUAAAAACUAUCAAUGAAAUGAUUAUGGGAAAUCCUUUAACAACAAUUCCUGCCUUAUGAAUCAAUAGCAAAUUCAAGGUGGAGAAAUACUACAUGUGUAAUGAAUAUGGGAAUAUCUUCAGAAACAUCUCAUCCUUUAGAGAAUUCAUAGAAUUUCAGAGUUGAACAAAAGUGCAAGGGCCAACCCAAACCCGUGUAAGAUUGCCUCUAUGUUAUACUUGAAAAGUGGCCAACCAGCCUUAUCUUGAAAAUCUCAUGUGAGUGAUAAUCUGCAAUUUAGGCAAAACAUUCUUUUUUUGAAUUAUGAAGUCUUUCCUUAAAAUGACUGGAAAUUUACUUCAAAGUUCUACCAGUUAUUCAAAAUUUUGCUUCUGGAGACAAGCAGAUUUUAUUCAAACUUGUUGUCUGUUAAAUACUAAAACAUCAAGAUGUCAGAAUUUAUCAAAUAUGCUAUUGUUUUGCUGGUUUGGAUAAAAAAAGCACAUAUUUUUCCCCAGCUCUAACAUUCUCUAAACAUGUAAAUCUUCAUACCAUGUCUUUCUGCCCUACUUCUCCUCAGUUUAACUAUUUGCUUCAAAUAUUUGCGCCAUAAUUGAAUUGCUAGAUUGGAAGUUGUGACCACGUUUUUGCAACUUGGAUCACAUGGCCAGAUUGCUUGCCAGAAAGAUGCAGACCGCUAGAAGUUUAUGAAUAGACCUG
This is a messenger RNA of Trichosurus vulpecula (common brushtail), 3427 nucleotides long. RefSeq names its product zinc finger protein 420-like. NCBI's taxonomy places the organism in Eukaryota, Metazoa, Chordata, Mammalia, Diprotodontia, Phalangeridae. Gene Ontology annotation, biological process: regulation of DNA-templated transcription. The coding region runs from base 1 to 2538 and encodes 845 amino acids. The record is from RefSeq and is a predicted model, not a curated record. The transcript has 5 exons.